AUGCAAUCAGUGUUUCAAGUGGGCAGCCACGAUCAACCCAAGCCAAAGAGGAAUCGUGUUUCACUCAACUGUAUUUCGUGCAAACGGCGUAAAAUCAAGUGCGACAGAAAUAAGCCUUGUGGGUCGUGCGUCAAGUAUGGAUCUGCGUGUGAGUACCUGGAGCCUGUGUGGAGUAAAGCUGAUCAGGACAAAAAAUUCAGUGUGCAGCGUUUAGAUGCCAGGAGUACGCUGUACGGUGAAGAUGGUGGCAUCAAGAAACGCAAGACAAGCGGAGAAGAAGAGAUGAAACUAAAAAGUAGUGGUAGUGGCCAUGCUAUGGGCCUUGAGACUGGUGCUAGCCCUGCAGUAAUGUCUCAAACAGAAAGUAAGGAUGGCGAUGGUGUUUUCGCGCAGUUGGAGUUUCUCAAGUCUAAAUUACAUGAAUUGGAAUCUAAGGUGCAUAAUAGAAGUGGGUCUCCUGUGGCGUCCCACACUUCACCACCAGCCAUUGAAAAGAAACCGCUCGAUUGGGAAACAAUUUCCUCGUCAGCUAAUAAUGAGUCGUCGUCGAAUCCGACAUUUAUCGGAAUCAAUCCGUUUAAUGAUACGAACCCAGGCGAAACAAUCAAUUUCUACGAAGGAUAUGCACCUGUGCAUGUUCAAGAUCUAGCUAGACGAUACAACCAUGGCCCAUUUGCUUGGUUGACUUUAUUGAAGAAAGACCCUGCUCAAAGCCAAAUCUGGAAAUACUUGCACUCUGUUCGUCAAGAAAACCGGAAACGGAUUCGACAGACUCCUCGUGCGGCUCAAUUGCCACCCUUGAUACAUCACUUCAGAGAUGGAGUACCGGAAACCGGGACAAAGGCUGAAAACGGUUGUUGCGGUGAAAAUGGUGAAACAAAAGUUUCAGAGACUGAUAAAAAUGAUGAUGACCCCGGUACCAAAAAGAAGGAGAGUGGUCAAGAAUGGGAGUUUCAAGAACGGGCAAUUGAUCGUGAUGGAUUUAACGAUUUGAGACUUUAUGGCAAUGUACGAACGAAAUUCAAACAGCUGGGUAUUAGAGACGGCACUUCUGCUAUUGCCACUACUUCAAAGCCAACAGGUUCACUGGAACAAAAAUCGGAUGUCAAGAGGGAUACUGGUAUUAGUCCCGAACCAGAAAAGAAAUCUAGAGGUGCCAUGUCUUUUGGCAAAGGUAAAAUCGAGGAGGAGUUGAAUCUAAUUGAAAAUUUGCGAGACUAUUUACCAAAACAAAAGGUUAUUUGGAAAUCAAUUGAGUUAUUCUUCACCCAUUUGUACCCGUUUUUCCCCUUGCUUGAUGAGCAAGAUUUUGUUCGUGAAAUGGAACGGAUCUUGGGCCCUAAAGAUUUCAAUGAUUCCAAAAUCACCGAUUUGAAAAUUGAAAAACGACUUGAUCUCGCUUAUUUGGGGGCUCUAUUCAUUAUAAUUCGAUUUGCUUAUGUUUCGCUAGUUACGAACAGGACAACCCUCAUGGAUAAGAAAAUGGCUAAUGGAACUGAUAACAGGCAAGAGAUGGAUGUACAGUACUUGUUAUUAAACCCAGCUGAAAUGAAGCUUAUCGAAAUGGCAGAGUUGUGUCUCGAUCAGUUCAAUUUGAAUCGCAGAUGUGCGCUUAUUGUUUUGCAGUGUACUUUUCUACUUCGUUUGUAUUACAUGUUUGGUCCUGAACACGGAGACGGUUCUGAUGGUGGAGAUUCGCAAGUUAUUAAUGGAUUAAUGGUGCAAAUGGCUCUUGCUAUUGGGUUGCAUCGGGAUGGUUCAGUGGUUACAAAUAUUUAUGAUAUCAUAUCUGAUGAAGAGUCUAUUGUUGAGGAAGAUAGUGCAAAACAACAAAACAUUCAUCGUAAAAUCUGGUUCUUUUUGGUUAUUUGUGACUUGAUUCAAGGUUAUCAGUAUGGUAAUCCAUUAUGCAUCAGAGACGAGAUGUAUGAUACUCGUUUGCCUUACUAUGUACCGGGAAAUGAAAAUAUAGGUGAUGUUGAAAGGGAGAAGCAUGUUGUGAGUACAUUUGCGUAUCUUGAAAAGUAUCGUACCAAAUUGGUUAAUAUUUUGAACAUGUGUUUGAAUUUGCACAAGCCGGCUAAUUUGCAGAUGCUAACUAACAGCAUUUCUGACUUUGAGGUGUUUCUUAAUGACAAUUUUGGUAUUAUGAAAUUGUUUCUCAUACCUUUUGACAAGGACAAUUAUGCUUACCCAUUUUUGAAAAUCAUGAAGUGCAAAAACUACAUCAAUAUGAAGUUUUUUCUUAAUGGAUUGUUGUUUCAUUUGUAUAUCCAUUAUGAAGCACAAGCUAAGAAACAAAACCAAUCCUCUGAGUCCCAUGUGAAGCUGCAGUCGUUGGCAUUCUUUUACUUGAGGAAAAUUAUGGUCUCAUUGUAUGGUGAAUUUUUACCUAAUGUUCCCCAAUUGCUUUGGGAAAAUGCCAAGAAUUUCGGUACUGGUGUCGGUAGUGAUUUGAUUAUAAAUCCAUUUAUUGAAGGCAUGUUGCACAAGAUUUCACAAUUUAGUUUUGCAAUGUUGACACGAUUGAAUUCUACAAUUUAUUUGAUGAGAUCAGACACACAAGCACAUGACGCCAAUAUGAAGUCUGGCAUGUCUUACCGAUUAAAAUAUGGGAAAUUGGUGCAAUUGAGCCAGCUUUUGGAAAGGGUUUGUGAGAUUGUGAUUAUGUCGAUGUCACGAUUGAGUCAACGGUAUUACUAUGCGUGGAGAAUAACCAAGGCCCAUACUUACAUCAUGACGCAUUGCAUAAGGAACCAAGAUUUUUUCAAGCUCUUCCAUGAGAAGAAGCAGUUGGCACCUUUUUUGGAAUGUAGUGAUGCGCAAUUGAAUGAGCUUAUUGCAAUUUGCCAAAAAGGUAUGAAGCCGUAUGCUAGAUGCAAAAAGAAGUUUGGCGAAUCUUUUUCAGAGCAUUUUAGUAGGGAUCAAAAUCAAGGUCCUUUGGCUACAGAGUAUGAGAUGGUAAGGCCAGCAAAUGCAAAUGCAAAUGUGGAACAGAGAAGAGACAAUGUGACUGAAGGCGAUAUAAAUGCUGAUUGUGGUGAUGAAUAUGUCGAUGCACAUUCACAUCAAAACCUGGUUAGUUCGAAUGGAGCUAGUACAACAACGGAACAUUCCAACAUUAUGAAUAAUCCAAUGUCAUCGGAGUCAUGGUCGAGUCUCGAUGAUUUCAAUACUGUCUCGAAUACUGAUAUUGAUAAUUUAUGGAUCUCGUUAAAGAUGAAGACGAGUCCAGUGGCGGGUGAUGGCAAUGUUGAUCAAUUUCAAGGUGAGUUUGCCAAUGCGGCAAAUGUUAGUGCAAGCUCCAAUACCAAUGGAAGCGCUGCUCGACCAGCGACGCUGGGCACUCCGUUUACACCUUCCGUCUUGACGCCCUUUUGGCAGUCCUUAGCGCAACCAUAUAGCCAGCAACUGCAACUGCACCAGCAACAGCAACAGCAACAGCAACAGAAUUAUCAGCAGACGUCCGGGUACAAUGGGGGUGUGGCUAAUAAUCAAGACAAUGGGGCUGCUCCUGGAGGUGCAGAGUUAAAGACAUUGAAUGAUUUUGAUUUGUUCAAUAGCUUACCCUUGGAGGAGAUGUUGGGUAUAGCUAGUAUGAAUUUGCCAUGA
Messenger RNA from Lodderomyces theae, 3612 nucleotides. RefSeq names its product Zn(II)2Cys6 transcription factor. Gene Ontology annotation, biological process: positive regulation of transcription by RNA polymerase II; DNA-templated transcription. NCBI's taxonomy places the organism in Eukaryota, Fungi, Ascomycota, Pichiomycetes, Serinales, Debaryomycetaceae. The transcript has a single exon. The coding region runs from base 1 to 3612 and encodes 1203 amino acids. The record is from RefSeq and is a predicted model, not a curated record. Gene Ontology annotation, cellular component: nucleus. Gene Ontology annotation, molecular function: zinc ion binding; DNA-binding transcription factor activity, RNA polymerase II-specific; DNA binding.